Messenger RNA from Achroia grisella, 2279 nucleotides. RefSeq names its product tryptophan 2,3-dioxygenase (gene vermilion). NCBI's taxonomy places the organism in Eukaryota, Metazoa, Arthropoda, Insecta, Lepidoptera, Pyralidae. The record is from RefSeq and is a predicted model, not a curated record. The transcript is spliced from 10 exons. Gene Ontology annotation, molecular function: metal ion binding; L-tryptophan 2,3-dioxygenase activity; heme binding. The coding region runs from base 181 to 1446 and encodes 421 amino acids.
UGGGGCGAGUGACGAAAUCUAUACCAAGUGGAACGAACAGCACGAUCGCUAGUCAGUCAUUCAGUAUCAAGUGACCGCACGCCGCGAAAGUGUGCACCCAACACGCGAACGUUCCAGUUUCGAAUUUCAAAUUUAAAAAGUAUUAUUAGUGUUUAUUUUUUAAAACAAAUAUAAGGCAAAAUGGCAUGUCCCAUGAGGUCUUUGGAGGACAUAGGCCAGGAUGGCAAUCAUCUUGGCAAUGAGGCUGGCAUGCUGUACGGGGAAUAUCUGAUGCUGGAUAAACUCCUCAGUGCGCAGAGAAUGCUCAGCGCUGAAUCUUCUACACCUGUGCACGAUGAACAUCUUUUUAUAGUAACACAUCAAGCAUACGAACUAUGGUUCAAGCAGAUCAUCUACGAAGUAGAUUCUGUGAGAUCUCUCCUCGACGUAGAAGGUCUGGACGAGAGUCACACUAUGGAGAUCCUGAAGAGGCUGAACAGAGUCGUACUGAUUCUCAAGUUGCUAGUGGACCAGGUGAUGAUCUUAGAGACGAUGACCCCACUUGACUUCAUGGACUUUAGAAACUACCUGCGGCCAGCUUCAGGCUUUCAAAGUUUACAGUUUCGUCUACUUGAAAACAAGUUAGGUCUGAAACAAGCGCUGCGUGUGAAGUACAAUCAGAACUAUCAGACCGUGUUCGGAGACGAUCCUGAAGCCAUGGAAGCGUUACACAAAUCAGAACAAGAGCCUGCCCUGCUUGCUCUGAUAGAACGAUGGCUGGAGCGCACUCCGGGGUUACAGGCACACGGCUUCAACUUCUGGGGAAAAUUCCAGACGGCAGUGAACAGAACCAUUACAGAAGAUAUUGAAGUAGCCAUGCGUGAAACAAACGAAAAUGUUCGCCGUCACCGACUCCAAGACGCGGAGAAUAAACGCGAGAUCUACCGCUCCAUUUUUGACCCAGCAGUCCACGAUGCACUCCGGUCCAGAGGAGAGAGGAGGUUAUCGCACAAGGCCCUUCAGGGCGCUAUCAUGAUCACCAUCUACAGAGAUGAACCCCGUUUCUCCCAACCUCACCAGCUGCUCACACUGCUGAUGGAUAUGGACAGUCUUAUCACCAAGUGGCGAUACAACCACGUCAUAAUGGUGCAGCGCAUGAUCGGGUCCCAACAACUCGGUACGGGCGGCUCCUCCGGUUACCAGUACCUUCGCUCUACACUCAGUGACCGUUACAAAGUUUUCCUGGAUCUCUUCAACUUGUCCACAUUCCUGUUGCCGCGGUCUCUUAUCCCUCCGCUAGAUGACAGCAUGAAGAAGAGCCUAAAUCUGAUGUGGGGAGGCAAUGUUUGGGAGAACGGCCAAAGUGGAGAGAACAUCCAAAACGGGCAGAAUAACACCCAAAAUGGACAGAACAAUGGACAAAAUGACCAGAACAACGACCAAAAGAAUGGUUUAAAUAAGUUAUAGAGGUGGCAUACAAAUAAAGAACGUGUUCAGAAUAAUUUUAUUUUGAUUUAAUUCAAGAGACAUUUAUGUAAUUAUCGUAAAUUUCUAAAUGAUUUGUCUAUAUCUAAUAUUGUAUUAUAGACAACGCGGUUUUUGCUGCGAAAACAUGUCACGUACUGACAGAUGUAUUCGCAGCAAAACCGCGCUCUUUUUUUAAUUUAUUACGUUUUAUGGCUAUAGAUUCACCUCCUACCUGACGGUGUUGCAACAAGGUAAUAUAGUAAUAAAUAUUGUGUAAUAAUCCAACGGAUAAUAUUUUUAUAUACACUAUAUAAGAUGUGAAACUAAAUAAGCAACUACUAUGAAUUUAGGCUCAGUAAUUUGGUGCAAAAUAAACAUUUCGAAAAAAAAUUCUUAUUAUUCGAAAUGAACCACAGGGUGUAAUUUUUACUGAUUAUUAAAGACAAAUAGGACAGAUUUCAUGUUAUAAUUUUGGCGAUAGAAAUACCCUAAAAUCACACUAAAACCUACGUAUGUUAAUUUUUACAAAUGGUUGAAUCUUUGCAAUUUUAUAUAUUUGUUUUCUAAUUGCAAACUAGGAUUUAAAAUUGAGUUAAUCGACAUACCUACUUGUUUAUGAAUUUUUCUUAUAUUUAAUAAAUUGUUAGAUAUUAUUCUCUUAUAAUUAAUUGAAAUGACUAUGAAUCGACAAACGUUCUAUAAGAGAAUACAUUCUAUUAUUCAUGAUUGCCUGUUACUUGAAUUUUGGUGGAAUUCGAUUUUCUUUGUCUAUUCCAUAUUCGGAGUACCGUAAAGAUACUGAGAAGAAUAAUAACAUAGAAGUGAAGAUUAUA